GCUCAGAAAGUUCUAUCACCGGGGUAGUCCAGUGGGCUGAUUACCAUUGUGUACUUCAUAGGCUUCGGGUUGGUGUUGUUCAAGGACGGCAAGAGUCAGCUGAUAACUGGUGUGCUAACAAAAUGGCAUCUGUGAACAAGAGCAUUGAUGUGAAAAGAGACAGACCGAGCAGAAAGCAGCUUCUGGAAGAGAUAAACGAAAAGCGUGAGUCCUACUGUCUGGUGGAGAGAAGCAAUCAAGUCAGCUUCCUGCGAGUUCAGAAGAGGCACUUCAGCCAGGCCUACCAGUCUUUAGCCUGUGUGAAUGUCAAAGAGUCUGUUCCUGAAAGUGACAGGACCUCCUGGGUCGGUCGGGGCCUCUUUGUUCGCAAGGAGAGAAGGCACUUUCCACCGAAAAAUAAUGCCAUAUUUGGAUAAAGUACAUGUCCAGAGACCACACAAAUAAAUUCUCUUCCAUCAGU
Peromyscus eremicus (cactus mouse) is the source of this 460-nucleotide messenger RNA. RefSeq names its product spermatogenesis associated 45 (gene Spata45). The transcript is spliced from 3 exons. Lineage: Eukaryota; Metazoa; Chordata; Mammalia; Rodentia; Cricetidae. Bases 123 to 416 code for a protein of 97 amino acids. The record is from RefSeq and is a predicted model, not a curated record.